Lolium rigidum is the source of this 1102-nucleotide messenger RNA. RefSeq lists its product as uncharacterized. Lineage: Eukaryota; Viridiplantae; Streptophyta; Magnoliopsida; Poales; Poaceae. Gene Ontology annotation, molecular function: ubiquitin binding. The record is from RefSeq and is a predicted model, not a curated record. The transcript is spliced from 5 exons. The coding region runs from base 40 to 873 and encodes 277 amino acids.
CGGCGGCGGCGCGACGGGGAGGAGGAGCACGAGGGCACCAUGUCUGCGGUAGUCUAUUGCGGCAAGAGGCCCUCCUCCAUCUUCGCCGACGACCUCCUCCCGCCCUCCCCUUCCUCGCACCACCACCACAGCGGCCCGGCGCCCAAGCGCUCCCGCUUCUCCCCGCCCCCGCACCACCGCCGGGACGCGCUCCUGCACCAGCUCCGGGCCGCCUUCCCCGCCAUGGAUCCCCAGUUGCUUGAGAGAGCUCUUGAAGCGUCUGGUGAUGAUUUGGAUUCUGCAAUACAGAGUUUGAAGGAGCUGAACUUGGAGUCAACUCAGGCUGUCUUAUCAGCUACUGCAUCUGAAAAUGGGCAACCAACAGCAGCUCAGCCAUCAGUUGAAGGUACUGUUACCAAUGGUGGCUUGGACACAGCUACUGAACACCAGCCAGCUGCUGAUAGCCAUCAGGCAACCAAUAGUGGCCCCGAAUGGGUUGAGCUUUUUGUGAGAGAGAUGUCAAACGCGUCCGACAUGGACGACGCACGGGCUCGUGCGUCGAGAGCUCUGGAAGCCUUGACGAAGUCCAUUGUCGACGGUGCUGGAGCUGCUGCAGCUCAGAGCCUGCACCAGGAAAACAUGUUGCUGAAGGAGCAGAUGACGGCGAUCCUGUCGCAGAACGCAUUGCUGAAGCGUGCUGUGGCCAUCCAGCAUGAGCGGCAGAAGGAGUACGACGAGCGGAGCAACGAGGUGCAGGGCCUGAAGCAGCUCGUGCUGCAGUACCAGGAGCAGCUGAGGACCCUCGAGAUCAACAACUACGCGCUGCAGAUGCACUUGAAGCAGGCCCAGCAGAGCAACUCCAUGCCCGGGCGCUACAACCCUGACGUCUUCUAACUUGGCGCGAGGUUGAAGAUGAGUCUUGAGAAUUCAGGGUGGUACUCUGCUCUAUGCAGAUGACAACAUGUUAUCUUGGGUAGAUGGAUGUUUGUUGGUUGGUUGGUUGGUUGAACCCUUGGGCCAUGGGGCGCAAAGAUCUCCAUGGUAGAUGCGUUGGUUGAUUUGAAUGUGUUACCUUGAUACAGUUUCAGAUUCUAUAUACAAAAAAACAAUCCCAAAUUCUUUA